Messenger RNA from Xenia sp. Carnegie-2017, 3604 nucleotides. RefSeq lists its product as uncharacterized. The transcript is spliced from 17 exons. The record is from RefSeq and is a predicted model, not a curated record. Gene Ontology annotation, molecular function: threonine deaminase activity; ATP binding; protein kinase activity. Gene Ontology annotation, biological process: L-threonine catabolic process; protein phosphorylation; L-serine catabolic process. Lineage: Eukaryota; Metazoa; Cnidaria; Anthozoa; Malacalcyonacea; Xeniidae. Bases 133 to 2946 code for a protein of 937 amino acids.
GUAGAACCAUUCCACUUAGAAAUUUUGCGUCGUGAAGUUAAAAGUUUAAAAUAUGAAAACUUUAGCAUUGCAGUGAUGUACUGUAGAGUAGCAGGUGUUAAACCAGUUCUGUCGUGCAAUUUCUUCGUGUGAAUGUCGACAAUGGCGGAAUCGACUCCUUCAAGUUCUUUGGAAGGCAAUGAAUUGAAUGAAAUGAGCGAACGUGCCCAGCCAGUUCGUGUUACGUUUGAUGAUGUGUCAACAGCUCAGUCAAGAAUCCAAGAUAGCGUGCCUCAAACUCCUUGCGAGUACUCCAAAAUAUCUGAUGCACUGGGCAUGAAAGUUUAUUUCAAAAAAGAUUACCUUUUACCCACUGGAAGUUUUAAGGAAAGAGGAGCAAGAAAUGCACUAGAAAUGCUAUCUGAUGAUCAAAAGAGAAAAGGGGUGAUAGCUGCCUCAGAUGGAAACCACGCCUUUGCUUUAUCAUACCACGGGCAACAACUAGGCAUUCCUGUCACGGUUGUCAUGCCAAUGAAUGCACCAAUUAACAAAAUAGCAUCGUGUAAAGAAUAUGGCGCCACUGUACACGAGCUAGGGACCGAUCUCAUUGAGUCAGAAAACAUCGCCCUGAAAAUAGCUGCGACAAAAGAAUUGCAAUACAUCAACAGAUGCGACGAUCCCAGCAUUAUUGCAGGAGCCGGAACAAUGGGUCUGGAGAUUAUGCAACAAAUAAAGGAUGCUGAUGCUGUCAUUAUUCCUGUUGGUGGUGGCGGGUUGAUUGCAGGUGUUGCCGUUGCAGUGAAGGAGCUACGUCCAGAAACCCUUGUUAUCGGUGUCGAAUCAGAGCAAUGUCCAAGUUUUACUGCAGCAAAAAAUAAGGGUGAACUAGUAAAGAUAGAUGAAAAUAAGGAGAUAACAUUGGCUGAUGGUUUAUGCGUUUCAAAAGUUGGCAUAAAUGCUUUUCAUACAGCAGAACCUCUUAUUGAUAGAAUGAUCACAGUACAUGAAGAUUACAUCGCACUAGCUGUACUACGAUUGCUCGAGGAAGAUAAAAUUACAAUUGAAGGUGCUGGUGCAGUUGGUCUUGCUGUCUGCCUUACAGAACAAGUGCCCGAACUAAAAGAAAAAAAGGUUGUCAUUGCUCUUUGUGGUAGAAACAUUGAUUCAAUUGUGUUGGGAAGGUGUUUGGAUCGUGGCCUGGCCGCUGAUGGUCGUUUGGUGCGUUUCGUGGUCACAGUAAGUGACAGACCUGGAGCUAUAGCUGGUGUUACUCAACUGGUGGCCAAUGUUGGAGCAGACGUUAAAGAUAUUUUCUACGAAAGAGCUUGGUUGUUUUCAAGUGUAUUCAGCGUCCAGAUUAAGAUUGUUGCCAGGGUGCGAGACCGUAAUCAUGGAAAAAAACUCAAGGAAGCUUUGAUUUUAGACUACAGCGACGAAGCAGUGAUUUGGCCUUCUUUCGAUAACGAUAAGAAUGAUGAUGAUGUUGACAUCGAUGCCAAGCCUUCUAGAAAAAGGCCAAAUAACUGCAAUAUUGUAGAUUCUGAAAAAACGGAAUGUUUGGUAUUUGGAUUAGAUAAGGAAGAUAAUGAACUUGACAACCUUGCCAAGCUUUCUAGAAAAAGGCCAAAAUUGCAGUCGCAAGAGUGGAAAUUCAUAGGUGAAUCAGCAAAACAUAAAGAAAUGUUUUCAAAAAUGACCGAAUUUUGGUCGAAUCCCGGAGAAUUCGGUAAAGUUGUGGGAGAUGUACGUGUGAUUUUCUUAAACGAAUUUUGCCUUGGCAGAGGAAGCGAUGGAAGCCGUGUUUUUCUGGGACUGAAAAAGGAUGGUUACGGCAAGGCAGUGAAACGAAUAUUUCGAGAUAACUGCAUUGAUUUUGCUCAUAAAGAAAAAGCAAUUUUAAGUAAAUUCAACGCAAAGCAGUCGAAAUAUGUUGUCAAUUAUUACUCCUUGGAAGAGGAUACUGAAACUGAAUAUGUGUAUCUUAUAUUAGACUUAUGUGAAGACUCCCUAAAGAAUUUUGUCAAAUCGUCUACUUUGCAAGAUUUAAAAAAAGCUCUUCCAAAAAUUCUUAAAAACAUUUUGAAAGGAUUAGCUGAUCUUCACAGUGGACAAGAAGCUAUUCUUCAUCGAGAUUUGAAGCCAUCCAAUGUUCUCCUAGACUCACAAGGCAACUUUCUUAUAGCAGACUUUGGCAUUAGUGAAAUUUUGAAGAAUGAAACAAACACAUAUGAAAGCAAGGCUAACAGGGGAACCGAGUAUUGGAUAGCUCCUGAAUCAUAUUGUGAGGUUGAAGAUUCAAUUGAUAAAGGACGGUACAAAAAAGAAUCUGACGUAUAUAAUGCUGGACUGGUGGCUUAUUAUGUUGCAACAAAAGGGAAACAUCCUUUUGGAACUAAACGACAUAGAUUGGAUAACAUGUUAAUUGGAAACCCUGUUGGCUUGGACGAAAUCAAGGAUGAGACACUUAAAGAUCUUCUUUCUUGGAUGUUAAAUCUAAAACCUGAAGAUCGGCCAUCUGCCAGAGAGGCGUUAAAACAUCCAUUUCUUAUGUCAGAUGACGAGAAAUUUGACUUGUUAUGUAAAGUUGGUAACCAAUUGCCUACUACGACAAAUCAUACCCAGUCAAGUGUCGCUAAACAAUUGAAGAGCCAAACUUUAAAUUGGAAAAGUAAAUUAGGUCGUGAUGUAUAUGACUUUUUAAGAACGGAUGAGGUGCAUGGAAAAAUGCAUAAGUAUAGAUCUUCAUGGACACAAUGCUUAAGACUUAUUCGAAAUAUUGGUCAACAUUGGAAUGAACGAUCAAAGCAAAGACCUCAACCAGAACUAUUUUAUAAGAUUGGAAAUCACAAGAAAUACAUUCUCGAAACAUUCUCCAAUCUCCCUGUUCGUGUCCAUGUUGCUGUCAGGUCAAACGACGAAUUGAAAAAUUGUCCAGAAAUAAAAAAGAUUUUACGUUACAGCUCUUAAACUGCAAAAACAUUUUUUUGAAAAGGCAAAUGGCCAGUACAAAAUCAUAGUUUUUAAAAUCUUCUUUUGCAUGAAUGCAAAAUAAUUGUUUUCUGAUAAUGCAUAAAAACGUUCUUGGUGAAUUUAAUGUAUGUUACGUAAUUAUUAAUACUUUAUUCGUAAAUAUUAUUUAGCGUAAAUAUUAUUGAUACUUAAUCUUUAAUUCGUAAAUAUUCUUUAGGGUAAGACUAAAGAUAUUUACUUUUGAAUUUUGCAUGUUUAAGAUAUAAAGAUGUAAUAUACCUUCACCCAAUAUAAAAACUGUCAUAGCAACGAAGAUAAUAAUCACAACUUAUUACAUCAUUUUGUAGCACAUUAAUUACGGUUUUGUAACAACUAAACUCAUUCAAUUAAAUAAAACUGAUACGUUGCCUUUUGCUGUAAUUUUGAAGCUGCUCUCUCGGAUGGAAACUAAUCUACGAUAAGCUCGUUUCAACUUAUUAACAUAUGUACAUCUUUUUUAUUUAGACUGUUUUUAAUUGCGCUUGUCACUUUCUUAAUAGAAAUAAUUCUGUGCUAAAUCAUUUGAUUGAGAAAAUAUCGACUGGGCUGCAACCUGAAAUAGCUUAUGUGAAAAUUGAAUGCUGUAAUUUUUAAAAAUAAAAAUUUAAUUAGCCAA